This is a messenger RNA of Osmia lignaria (orchard mason bee), 7569 nucleotides long. It is a transcript of the gene pdm3, whose product is annotated as POU-domain protein pdm3. NCBI's taxonomy places the organism in Eukaryota, Metazoa, Arthropoda, Insecta, Hymenoptera, Megachilidae. Gene Ontology annotation, biological process: regulation of transcription by RNA polymerase II. Gene Ontology annotation, molecular function: DNA-binding transcription factor activity, RNA polymerase II-specific; RNA polymerase II cis-regulatory region sequence-specific DNA binding. The record is from RefSeq and is a predicted model, not a curated record.
ACGCAGCCAGACUGCGGACCGUCAGCAUUCAGGUCCAAGUUUUCGCGCCGAGCUUCGACCGCGCAACGUGCACACCACGCUGCCACCCGACACGAGGCACACCACCACCGAGGAUCGUCGAGGGUCCGACACAGGCAGUAACGAGCCCACCAUCGAUCGAUCCUCUUCGAUCAUAUCGCUCCGUAUCCGCUAAGAGGACGCGACCAUCUCGACCAACAGUGUUUCCGAAGGGAUUCGUAGACAAUUUCAUUCAGAGGACGAACACGGCCGACCUGGUCCAGUGGGACGUCUGGUGAAGAAGGUGGUGUCCAGCAGGAAGAAGCUCGCAAGUGGAGGAAGUUUGUGAUACGUCGGUGAUCAGCCAGUGUGUGCUGCGAGAGUGAUCAGGGAAUCAGAGCGUAGAGGUGCGUGCGCCGACUCGUUCAGUCGGCACGUGGACGCGGACACACGCACUUGUACACUUGACUGUUACUCUGUUCUGUGGACACUUUCUACGGUGAAAUUAUCGGACACGGUGAUUCAGUGGAAUAAGUGAGAGAAUCGUAUAACCUCUACGCGAUUAUAUUGCUUGUUGUGUUUCGGAGCAACAGUCGUCCUACGGCGAAGAUUAGAAAAACUUGUAUAGGCUGGGUUUGCCGGCGUACCGUCGAGAUAACAAAACAAGUCGCGGGACGUUGUUGGAAGACUGUCGAAUAUACGUUAUCAGAAGGGCCACGUGCGGGAGGCAAUUAAACGCGGCAGGUGCUACGGACAGGUGGUGGCCGAGUUAAUUGCACGGCAAUAAGCGUAGACAUUCUGCGAAAGAUUGAUCAACGUUCAACGGUGCCGGAACAAGCGUGUUGCGCGUGUGUGUUCGCAUGUAACGAAUUGGCAUCGCGAGUCGAGUGAUGCAUCGAGCGACGAUACAAGGACUCUAAUAAACUCCUAAUUAUCCUGCCGGAUAAUUACGACACGUGACCGCCGCCGACGCGAAGUGGUGUUUUUUUUACAGCGUGGAAUCGAGCGAUAAGCACGGACAGCGAGCUCAUCGUUGACAAAUAGAAUAAUUAAAAUCGCAUUAAAACAACGUUGCACGUUAGAGUCGCGUUAUCUCGAAGGUGACCCGUGUGUACAUAGAAACGCUGGCAUUUCAGUGGAACACUUUUUUUUUUUUCUUUCAUUCUUCAACAACGGUGCUCAUCGGACAGAGUUUUGUCGUUCUCUUCCGGGUGCCGUCAGACGAGAACGAUCGAAGAAUCGAGUGACGUUAUUAUCAGGUCUCGAGCAAUUAACAGUUUGCUGCUUAAUCGCUCCUAAUUACUCGCAAUUACCCGGCGUAAUUAUGUAGGCUGAUGUCACCAGCGGUCGAUGUAUUUGUGAAUCGUCUGUCCGUCGACGUCGGUCCACCGUCACCAUCCGGUCUGUUCCGUGUCGUCGUAACCAGUUGCUGGAAAAUUACCUGGUGAUCGUGGAAAAGAAAGGAGGUGAAACACGGGAAAGUGCUGGCACUUGAAAAGGGACGAAACGCGAUCGAAUAGUUCGCUGGCAAGCGAGAACUGUCGAGAACAGACUGUUCGGUGACACCGAGAACACGAGUUUCGGUUCGAUCGAACAGCUAGUGGCAUCGAGCUGAAUAAAUAAACGGCAGUCGAGUCAACCUACGUCAGGACGACGUCCCACGUACAUCAGCUGCAGGUCGCUUCAGAUUACGAGUCCCCGGGAUGCAAGGCUGACAUGGCGGAGGGUUCGGCCGAGGAGGAACAGAGCAGUACCGCUGCACCCGCUUCCCCGCCAGCUGAUCUUCGCACUCUGAACACCCAAUUGUCGCCGCCUUAUCACCACCAGCCCCAUCUCCAACCUCGUCUUCAGCAUCUGCAGCAUCCCAACAUGUUGGCGACCGCCGUACCGCCCAGGCACAGCCACAGCAUGCUGUCUCAUCAGGUGAACACGGAAGCCGAGUUGGACGCGCCCUGCGACGUGCCAUUGAAUUUGAAGAGCGAGCGUUGGUGGGCGGAUUUACGAACACGGCCGGCACCAGCAUCAUCCACCGACAGCGACAGGAGUAGCGCCGGUAGUCCUGAACCUGCUGCCACUACCGGAAGCUCGCUUCACGAGCAUCAGAUGAUGAUGGACGACAUGAAGAAUUCGCGAAAGGGACGAUGUAGUCCGUCACCUGAAAAUCUACACCACGCGAAACGGGCGGCUGUCGCGCAGGCACAUCUCAACGGCACAAGUGAGUCAAUCAUGGCCGGCAUGGUGACCCUGCAAAAUCUUCAGAAUCUGGCGAAUCUGCAGAACCUGCCACAGGUGGCAUCCCUGGCUGCAGGUCUCCAGGGAAUGACAGCAGGAUUGACUAACAAUCAGCUCAUCAACACGCCCCUGAAUCUCACUGUCAGCUCUUCUGGCGGUACCGUACCAACAGCCUCGAGUACGACAGCUGCACCUCAUCUUCUGCCACCGAGUUCGGCGCCAAUGGCGACAUUACCUCAACUAUUAUCUCAACCACAAUCGGUCGCGAUGCCUCAAUUCAUCCUAACGUCCGGUCAAUUGGUUCAAGGCAUUCAAGGGGCUCAGCUUCUUAUCCCCACGUCGCAAGGAAUCGCCACACAGACCAUCCUCACCAUCCCCGUCAGCCAUGUAACGAAUAAUCAGAUGGUGAACCUGGCGCUCAGUAAUGGUCAGGUGGUGUCCACCACCCUGGCGAAUCUUCAGUCAAUCGCUCAGCCUCAGAACAUGCUGAAUACACCGACCAGUAAUGGCGAUUUUACAGUUCCAACAAGUCCUAGUUUAGCAUCGGGUCUAGGGUUAAAUCCAGCCGCUUUGCCUCAUCUUUUGAGCAACAGCUCGGCCAGCCAGCAACUUUUGAACGCGAUGCAACCACAGCAACUGCUUCAAGCUGCGCAGGCUGCUCAGGCGCAGGCGGCACAAGCGGUACAGGCUGCUCAGGCUUCUCAGCAACCACUUCUGACGACGUCGCCGCAGCAACACGGCCAUCGACACGGCUCUCACAUGAAUCACUACACGCCGACGGAGAAGCAUCACAGAGAGAGGCCAGAGCAAUCGUCGCCUUUGAACGAGUCCGUGGUAUCCGCAGCAUCGGCCCUGAACAGACUGGCGGCCAGCAACGGGGAAAUCACUAUCACGACCACGCAUGGACACAGUGGUGUCGGUGUGAAAGCGUCCCCCAGUAGCAUGCACAGUUCGAAAGAAGAGGAGGAUGAUCUGAACGAUUCGCCCAAUCAGCCGACAAUUAACGAGGCCACGAACAACGUAGUUGACGGGAUCAAUCUGGAGGAGAUCAAAGAGUUCGCGAAGGUGUUCAAACUCCGUAGAUUAUCCCUGGGUCUGACGCAAACCCAGGUCGGACAGGCCCUGAGCGUGACAGAGGGGCCAGCUUACAGCCAAAGUGCCAUAUGCAGUGCCCUGGCUACCCAGAUGUACGCUGCCACGCAGAUUGCCUCUCAGCAGCACGCUACAUUCGAAAAGUUGGACAUCACGCCAAAGAGCGCGCAAAAGAUAAAGCCGGUCCUCGAAAGGUGGAUGAAAGAGGCUGAAGAGAGUGUGUCUGCUUACAGGUACAAAAGCGGGGUGAAUCAUCUGACGGAUUUCAUCGGCGUUGAACCCAGCAAAAAACGAAAGCGACGAACCUCGUUCACACCGCAAGCUUUGGAAUUACUGAACGCUCAUUUCGACAGGAACACUCAUCCAAAUGGUAACGAAAUAACGAACAUAGCUCAGCGUCUCGGAUACGACAGAGAGGUGAUAAGGAUUUGGUUCUGCAACAAAAGGCAGUCCCUGAAGAACACGCUGAGGUCGUUAUCGAAGAGCGUGGCGUAAGAGGCACAGUGAUUGAAAAAGAUUUAUCGAUCACGAAACCAGUGAACAAGAAUAAAAGCUUUAAGGACUCGAAUUUACGCAACAGCUCCACGAGAGACAUUCAUCGAUGGAAUUUAUAGUGUCGCGUUAAUAGAAACAAAUACUCGCGUUUGGUAGGAGCUGCUUGAAAAUUCGCGCCAUUCCCAGCGGUCGGAGGGCGAGAAUUUUUGAAACGCCGCUACCCUCGAUCGAUGUAAAGAUCGUUUGUGAUCGCAAGCGUAUACGAGACCUAUUUGUAAAUAGUUUUAACCUUAUGUGACUAAUGUGAUGUACAGGAGUCGAGCGUUAAGAUAAUCGCGCUGUUUACCGUCUUCGUUUCAUAGGAACUGAUUGAAAAUCGGACAAUUUAUCGACGGUAGUACACGACGGUUUCGUUCGUCGUCAACGACGAAUAGCUGCAUCAUCGACAGACGGUCCAACAGUAUUACGAGUCUACGGUAAAGAAGAUCCAGCGGGCUUUUUAAACUACCGAAGCGCAGUUAGACCCGUUAAUCAAAGGACGAUUAUCAACGUGUCGACUCGUCAAAUUAGGAUAAGUAAAUUCCGCAAGUAAUCGCACAGAUAAACGCUAACUCGUGAAACGAUCAUUAAAGUUUCCAGUUAAAUGAGGAUCGUCCGUCUGUGGAACCAACCGGACGAAGCACAAAACGAGGAAUCGUACGACAAAUACGUACGUGACCGAACCUGGAACAUAGAAGGAUCGAGGAAUAGACGUUCCAGUCUAUUUCGCACACAGAAAAGAAGAACAUAGUUGAAGCAACGAGAGCAAUCAACCACAACAGCAACAGUACCGUUCACAAUACCGUUCACACAGGGAUACGAGUUCAUUUGUCCAUGAAAUAGCAACGGAGAUGUUUUACAGUAACGCCGCCUAUCGUUUAUAACGGAUCAUCACACAAGAUUUUUCAUUUCGUUUUCUACCGGAGGAACACAACGACAACAAACCACUUCAUCGCAGGCUUCGUUCGAGAUCAAAUGUUUCAACCAUAUUGUUCUCUGGGUGUGCGCUCGUCUGUAUGUUACGCGUGUAUUGACUUUUCGAUGGGGGGAAAGAAGAAGAAAUCUGUAGCGAGUUUAAAAAGAAAAAAUUAACGCAAUAACGUGUUCGAAAGUAUAAUUAAUCCUCCUGAUGCCGAAAAUUCUAUUCGAACCAGAUGGAUAUAAAAAAGAAAGCUACUCCAAUAGGUGGUUUCAGGUCAUACCGAGGAGUAACAUGGAAAAAGUAAAAAAAUAAAAAAAAUCACUAGUCCGUAAUAGUCUGCCAUAUACGAGGUAUACGUAUUAAACGUUUACGCAUCUUUCGUUCCUAAAUGUUCGAUCUUGCUUAGCCCGCUGACGAUAGAUUGGAUGCGUUCCGUUUCCGCGUUCAUGGUAAUUUGCAAUCGAUGUACAGUUGGGGGCAACGGAGGCUUCUUUCGGUUAAGGGGAGAAGUGGAGGAGCGGAGGUUCUCGACAUUUGCUUUCAUAGGUAAAAAAAUAAGGCAAAUGAUGGAUCAUUCUUUCCCUGCACUUACCCUUAACAAAAGGAAGUUUAAGUUACACGAAAUUGUACAGUACCUAGCAUGAUAGACUUUCCUAGGUAGCGCCAUCACUCGGAAAAAUUUUGUUACUUGUCGAGUACAAAAAUGUCCCAAAUCAACUAGGCAUAAUGCAUUCUAACUCUCGAGUAUUACAGUUAUAAGAUCUUCUCCAAAAUUGCCAUUUUCCUUAGGGAAGCCUACCUUGCUCGCUGCUGUACUUAUACGGGAAAGUAAAUGUCUCUUACCUUUUGGAUCAAAAGGAAAUUGAACGUCACAAGGCAAUUGGUCGUUUCUAUAAGGGAUAACAAACACGAUUUCCGGUUUAUACUGUUUACACUAAUGAACAGCAAAUAUACUAUUUCGACUGCAAAUUAUAUAGUACGGAAGAUAAUUCCGCUAGGUCGGUGAUUUUAGGGGGAAAACGCGAGGAAACGGAACGGACAGAGACAGGUUCCAAUUUCCACGGACGAAUCUCCAUAUUUACGCAUCCAGAGGAACGGUUCGUUGGUAAAGGAAAGCUGAUUAAAUAAAUAAAAAUUAUAAUACGAUAACAAGAAGCUUAAAAUAUCGACCAUCCCACAAGGAUAUAUCUCUCAUGUAUUCCCGGUUAAUCGAUAGUGAAUAAUAGAGUUUCUUUGAAUGUGUUCCGCUUCCAGCGAACAAACUCUUACUUUCGUCUGUCCUAAAUGAAAGGCAGGAUCGGUCGUUUAUCGAUCGAUCGAAACACACACCUUCUAUCGACAUUUUUCCUUCCUUGCGUAAUAAACGAUACUGUAGGCGACACCCAUCCCAUUAAAUGGUACGACACGAUUUCUUAAUAUCUCAAGCUCGAGUAUAAUUAACGAAACACAGUAUGAUUGGAGCAGCGAAAGAGGGACAGACAUCAUAUACACUUACACGUUCAUACAUAUACACACACAUGUACUUCGAUAACCCAGACCGUUUAUAAUUGGCUAUACAGGCUGACAGGAUAGUAAGUUUCCAAACUUUGAUAUCGUAAGUUAAUUCAUCUAAUCAUCAUCUUAACACUUUAAUGACCACUUUCAUGUAUUCGUAAUUUUUAUAUUUGAUUUUUCACCUUGUUUUUAUCUACUCUGUGUAAGAUUAAUUGCGCUUUGAAAAUUCAUAAAAAUCUACACGUUUUGCACCCUUAGGAUUAAAAUACAUUACCAAAAUUUGACCCCCUACUUUCCUGCCGACCUGUAUACAGUAUAGCCGUUAUACAAUUAUUAUAACCACGAGAUCCUUUAAGGGGGAGGGUAGCUAGGAGCGUGUGUACAUAUUAAGGCGACACCUAGGGACUGUAACAUUGUAAGAGUCUAACACUUUUUAAAUCGUACAUAGCUAUAAAAUAGCUGGAACGACGUGGAUGAUUCACAGUAAAGGAAUCAAUUAAAGUCGGAGUGAAAAAAAUGACAGGGAUAAGGGUGACAAGGAAGCGGAUAUAAAUUUCUAAGGGUAAACGAGUACGUUAAGGCAUUCUACUGUUUAAGGUACGAUUUAAAUCUGAUCUGUUCCUAAAGUAAACACGGAAAGGGAGACACGAAGGAAAGCAGAUGUUUUUUCUGAAAAAAUAAAGGAAUGACAUGGAUACGGUGUAUUAUAAAACGAUGGAAUGGUAUACGAUUGAAGGGGUUGGAUCGAAGGGUAAGUUGUUUCAAAAUUCAAAAUUUUGAUCUUUCGAGGGUGGGUUCGUGUUAGAUUUUUUAAUAGAAGGUGAAACGAUGAAAGAGAUGCAAAAAAGUGUUUGUACAGAGAUAUUCCGGUUAUUAAAUUUUGUUAUAAAAGAAGGGGGAGAAUGGCGCGAUGGAUGUUGAGAGAAUAAAUAAAAUUGAAGUGAGAGGGAGAGAGAGUGUGAUUUAUGAAUCAUGUGUAUUUUCUUCGUGGAAAAAUUGAUAUUCAAUAGAUGAUUACGGAAAUAUAAGAAAAACAAAAAACAAAUAACAUGAGUAUUAAAAGAAACACACACAAAAAAAAGUACAUACGUGAAUUGUAUUCGUGAGUGUCAUAUUUCUAAGGAAGAUAGAUCCACGGGCGAAUGUUUUAUAGCAGUUUCCGGUCGAAUUACGAGUCCGGACAGAUUAUAAAUCGCGAACAAUACGUCAGGCUAAUAAUACAAAGUGUAAUUUAACAAAGAAUGAUACGAUAUAGAGACACAAAAGUUUGAAUGGAAAAAACGAGAAAAAAAAAAAAA